AUGGACGCCGUGCUGAUCAUCCCGAACCGCGUCUGCAUGGUCUGCUUCGACGCGCGCUCGAGCGCAGGCAACGCGCUCUUGUGCUGCAACGUCCCGAGCUGCCACAUGCGCGUGCACGAGGCCUGCUACGCCGCGGAUGCCAAGACGCUCGCACCAAGCGCGGUCCGGGCGCAGUGGUCCUGCGACGUCUGCACGCUCGAGAAGGCGCGCAACGAGCUCACGCCCAACGCCGCCCGCGUCUGCGUCAUCUGCAAGCAUCCUGGCGGCGCGCUCAAGCCGACGACGCAAGCGAACGGCGUGUGCCACUUGGUCUGCGCGCGCUGGCUGCCCGAGCUCAAGCAGGUGGCGUCCGAGACUCACCCGAGUACGAUCGUCGUCGAUACCAAGCUUCUCUACGCGACGCGCCACAAUCUCAAGUGCUUUCUCUGCAACAAGCGUGGCGGCUGCAUGCAGUGCUCGAGCAAGCGCUGCCCAAAGUCGUUCCAUGCGCUCUGCGCCGUGCGCGCGCCGGCAAGUAAGGUCUUUACCGGUCUCAACGACGAGCAGCAGCCCGUGUGCCACUGCGAAACACACCUCGGCGAUGUCCAGCCGACGUUCACGCUCGUCAAAGACUUGCACUAUGCCAACCCAUAUGUUGGCGACAAGAUGUACGAGCCAGAUGCGCCGCUCGACGUGCUUGAGGCAACGACGGCGGCCACCGACACGCCCGCGACGCUCGUGUCUGCCGCGGCGCUCAUGCCCUUUUUCAACAUGCCCAUGAGCGCACCGCCGGCCAAGAAGGUCGGGCGGCCCCGCAAAGACGACUACUCGCCCAAGCCCAAGCCGAGUCCCGUGCAAAUGACCAUGUCGAUGCCACAGGGCAUGCCUCGACUGCCGCCGGCGCCGCCAGGGCUUGGGAUGCUGCCGACGUCGCGACCUGCGCCACCCCCACCGGGGCUAGGCAUGCUCCCGCCGCGUCCACAGAUCAUGACGGAUGUCAUCCCGUGCCCACUCUGCAAGGAAGUCGUGUUGCGGACGAAUUUCGCGCAGCACAUGACGACGACCUGCAAGAAACAAGUCGUGUCGUCGGCGCCGAAACCACCACCAACAAAAGGCAAGGCCGGAAAGGCCAUGCCAUCGACGACACCGACGCCAACGUCGACGACACCGACGGCGGGCAAGGCGACACCGACGGCGGGCAAGGCGACGCCGAUGAGCAAAGCGGCCAAAGCCGCCGAUGGUCCCAAGAAGGCCCGUGGCCGUCCACCCAAGAAGAAGCCCGAGCUGUCGAUCGCCAUGCCGCUCGAGCCGAGUCGAUUGUCAAUGUCGACGCCGAUGUCGACGCCACCGACGCCGUUGCCGUCGUCGACGACGACGCAUGUGCCCAUGGUCAUCAAGAAGCAUGCAACGACGUCGUUGUUUCCGCUGCCACCAGGCCAAGCACCGAUCGAUCCGGUGGGCGACCUUGCGAUUGCGUCGCUGCAUGCGACGAUGCCGUCGGACAACCUCUUCAUGACGUGGCCCGGCCAGCAGUUUGGUCACUUGAUGCAGUCGGCGUUCUUUUGGGACCAAGUGUCGGUCGCUUUCUUCUCCAAGUAUCCCAUGCAGAAGAAGCGCCUUGAGCCGCUCGCGCACUGGCUCACAGGCGCCAAGCCCGACGGCAUUGAAAAACCGCGGGGCGCGUACGACAAGCCGCGGUGCGCCGACACGGUCGUCGUCACGUCCUCGGAGGACUGGAUGGUGCAGACCGGCAUGAAGCACACGUGCGACUACAUGCUGCUCGCGAGCGGCGCGCAGUGUGCUUUCGACCAAGAGGUGCAUCCGUUUCUGCAUGUUCACUCGGUGACGCCGUCGCCUGCGAGCGACGGCACGUCGCGCAUCGCCGUCAACCUCGUCGUUCACUCGACGGCGGUCCGGUGCACCUUUGCGCUCUCCAACACCGAGCCGCCGGCCGAUGCGGACGUGGCGUGGACGCGCUUCAAGCCCGACGCGUUCCACGAUCUCUUGACGAACGCGACGCCGGCGUAUCCUCGGGGCACCAAACUGUGGGUGGCGCUCCUCGGGCUCGAACCGCUCACGAACGUGCUCAUCAAGCAGCAGUACGGCGCGAGUGCGGCGUUUACAGGCACUCAAGUGCAGGACGACAUGACGCUCGAGAUGCAGUUGUGCGUCGACUUGCUCAACGAACAGAUGAAGACCAAUCGCGUCCGGUGGCGGUCGCUCUGGGCCAAAGGCACGCAGUACAUGCAGGCCCAAGAGGCCCAGUUGACGACCCAGUCGCACGUGGAGCGGCUCUACCUCGAAUAUGCGUGGUGGAAAGCGGUGUGUCUCUGCCUCAUCAAGGGCACGAACGAUUUGCCAAUCGUGCCCGAGACCGACCGCCUCCAGCCGUUUGAAGACGGCACGUGCGUCAUCUGCUUUGACGGCAUCUCGGAAGACGCCAACCCGAUCAUCUUUUGCGAAGCCUGCGACAUUGCCGUGCACCAGCGCUGCUACGGCGUGGCCGAAAUCCCCAAAACCGACUUUUACUGCGACAAGUGCAUUGCCUUGCGCAAAGUCCCGUCGGCGCUCGUGUUUUGCCAGCUCUGCCCGAUGCGUGACGGCGCUCUCAAGAUGACCAAAGAAGGGCUCUGGGUCCAUGUGGCCUGUGCGCUCUGGAGCCCCAACACGCAGCUCGUCCACAUCCCGCGCAUGCUGAUCCAGCUCACGAUGCAGCCUCUGGUGCGGUUCGCCACGUUUGACACGGCGACGGCCAUGACGUCGCCACUGGCGGACGUCGCCGACCUUCCGCCGCCGCUUCUAUCCGGUGGUCUCUGCACGAUCUGCCGCGUCGCGACCGGACGUACGGUCCGCUGUCGCCACCCCGACUGCGAUACGUCGAUGCACGCGCUCUGCGCUUGGUACGCCGGCUUGCACAUGCACGCGUCUGUCGCAGCCUGCGGCUUUGUCCACGUUGGCGGCGGCCAAGGCCUUGUCUUCAACGUCUUCUGCGAUGCCCACCAGCCAUCGUCGCUUGCAUGCAGUGACCGGUCGCUACAGCGCGACGCGCGCGCUGCACUUCGGCUCGUCGAAGCCACCAAGCGGCAGCAGUUGCGGCUCCUCGCAAGCGACGAAGAUGCGACGUGCGCGGUCUGCAACAAGAAAAAGACCCACGAGUUGUCGUCGCCGUUGUCUGUGCUGUUGCGCUGCCGCCUCUGUAGCGUCGUUGUGCACCCGAGCUGCGUCGCCCCAGAGCUCUCGAUCGACACGAUUGCCAACGACUGGGCAUGCGAAAAGUGCGCCGUCGAUCCCACCGCCGCGUCGGCGCCCUGUGUUCUCUGCGACCGCGUCGGCGACUACAUGCUUCCGGUGCGCCCACUGGCGUCGACGGGUGCCGCUCUGCACUUUGGUUUUGUGCAUUUGUAUUGCGCCAGCGUGUUUGGCAGUCGCAUCGUGACGGAUCCGGCGACGGGGACGCGACAUGCGCUGCCACUGCCGUUGCUCGAGCCGCCAACGACCAAGUGUUGUUCGCUGUGCCAGCAGCGUUCGGGCCGUCUCGUGAGCUGCUGCAAGAAGCAGUGUCUUGCCACGUUCCACCCGUACUGCCACCGCGAAGCGCGCUUGUACAACUACACGCCCGGCAACAAGACAGAGCGUGCGUACUGUUGCACGGCGCACCCGCCGAGCUUUGCGAUCUUUGACGAGGCCAAAGGGCUUUGGAUCACCAAGCAAGAGAUCAUGGCGCUACAGCAGAUCCGGUGCACGUACGAGCGGACGCGGAUGUUUAUCGACUUGACCAAGCAGCGCGAGAAGACGAAGAAGCGCCUCUUCCUCCAUGUGGAGGCCGCCGCCUUUGAAAAAGCCAAGGACGUGGUCGCGGUUGUCAAGCCUACCCGCACGAUGAAGACGUUUUACGCCUCUGUCACGGGUGACGAUGACCUCCGGGACGUGACCCGGCGCAAGCCAAAGGAGGUGGUUGCGGCGGCAACACCGAGCAAGCCGCCGCAACGGGGCAAAAAGCGCGGCUCUGAGACACGCCAAGAGCUCUGGCUCAAGAAGCUCGGCGCCACCGACGAGUCGAUUGUCGCGAAGCGGCCGCGCCGCCGCAGUGUCGACGACGACGACGCGAACGACGAGACGACGAUGCGCCAGCAAGACGACGAUGCUGUCAACGAGGGUACACCAAGCCACACAAAAGAGCACGACACGGUCGCAACGUGGUGGCACCGCGCGCUCGAGGCUCUGCCACCGCAAGAGGAUCUGGACGACGUCAUGGCCACGCUGGUCGACGACGUCUAG
This is a messenger RNA of Saprolegnia parasitica CBS 223.65, 4257 nucleotides long. RefSeq lists its product as hypothetical. Lineage: Eukaryota; Oomycota; Saprolegniomycetes; Saprolegniales; Saprolegniaceae. Gene Ontology annotation, biological process: regulation of transcription by RNA polymerase II. The record is from RefSeq and is a predicted model, not a curated record. The coding region runs from base 1 to 4257 and encodes 1418 amino acids. The transcript is spliced from 3 exons.